GGUCUACAAACUUGCGGGUUGUGUCUCAAUUGUCUGAACGCCUGAAGUAGGCGCUUGGAGUCGGAGAAGUGUAUCUGGGUGGCUAUGGAUACAGAGGGGGGCGGUGCGUCAUUGCGCUUGGAGAAUGAGAAACUGCGGUACGAGAAUGACCACCUGAAAAUAAUGCUUGACCUAAUGAAGGAAAACUUUAAUCUGAAGUCCAAACUGCAAACCUCCGCUCUAACCAGCGACACUCUCAGGAAAUCGACAGGCAGGAACACAACUAUUCAGUGGCAAGACAUCGUGGAUGAGGACAGAUUCAAACAUGAGCUGCAUCAAUCGCCCAGACAUCCUCACAGAACGUCUUCCCCGGUUAACCUGGAGUCCUACACCAAGAGCUGCAUGGGCACAGACCCACGAGAACAUGAAGAGACUGCAAGCUGUUCUUAUGUCAUGUCUCAGAAGGUGAAAGAUCCAGAGCGGUUGUUGGGGGAGAUAGCCUUCCAGCUGGAUCGAAGGAUCUUGUCCUAUGUGUUCCAGGGCCAGAACAGACUCUAUGGGUUCACUGUGCUCAAUAUACGAGACAAGAUCAUUCAGGUGUCCACACACCCUCUGACGGGAAGGUGGACGAGGGCUACAGGCUCCAGCUGUCCCAGCUACACUGAGCUGAUGGCCAAGCUGAAGCAGCUGGGCUAUAGUAUGACUCUCCACCCCCCCUUCACAGAGUUCAUCAUCAACACCUACGGCAUCCUGAAGCAGAGGGCUGACUCAUACAGCGCCCGGGAGCUGGGAUACAACAGCCCGGACUUCCUCAGGAGAGUAGUUAUCAACUCAGCCCCCUCCAAACUGCUGAAGGAUCUCCUGCUGCUGUUCAGUUGCCUCUCUUUCAUGGCCAGGCAGGACGGCAAGCCCCUCUUCCUCUGGUAGACGGGCUGGGAACAGCUCUGGUUCAGGGUGUUACGUGCAGCUUGCUGAUUCUGAGUCUUUUAUAAACGCUUAGGACCAGAGCUAGCCACUGAUACCACCUCCCUCCACA
Oncorhynchus keta (chum salmon) is the source of this 1015-nucleotide messenger RNA. Its product is annotated as speriolin-like protein. The coding region runs from base 85 to 906 and encodes 273 amino acids. The record is from RefSeq and is a predicted model, not a curated record. The transcript is spliced from 5 exons. NCBI's taxonomy places the organism in Eukaryota, Metazoa, Chordata, Actinopteri, Salmoniformes, Salmonidae.